This is a messenger RNA of Hypoxylon fragiforme, 390 nucleotides long. RefSeq lists its product as uncharacterized. The transcript is spliced from 2 exons. The record is from RefSeq and is a predicted model, not a curated record. The coding region runs from base 1 to 390 and encodes 129 amino acids. Lineage: Eukaryota; Fungi; Ascomycota; Sordariomycetes; Xylariales; Hypoxylaceae.
AUGUGUGUCGAGGUCUGGAAUAUCUUUCAGCAGUGCAACCACAAACUGUACCAAAAUACGUACCUCUGCCAUGUUGCCAAGAGACGUCCACCAAACGCCGACAACACCAUGAUUGAGACCAAGUUUCUCCCGGAUAGAGAGCCUAAGAUUCCGCCGGGCAUGUUUGGAUGCAAGCUCCGUGAAGCUACAAGACCCAAAAGCACCCCUUGCCCAGAGUGUGCUCGACUGGCACGAUUGGCUCAGGGUGCGGCCAGAGCGUCCAAAACGACAGCUUCAAGCUUAUCCACAGAGUCAGGACGAAGUCUUACCAGCCCGUCGCCGGACGCCUCAGCAGUUAAACAGAUGCGCGACUCCCUGAUUUUCCUAGAACAGCACCGGAAGGUAACCUGA